Messenger RNA from Astyanax mexicanus (Mexican tetra), 7713 nucleotides. It is a transcript of the gene p4ha1a, whose product is annotated as prolyl 4-hydroxylase, alpha polypeptide I a. The transcript is spliced from 15 exons. Gene Ontology annotation, cellular component: endoplasmic reticulum. Gene Ontology annotation, molecular function: protein binding; procollagen-proline 4-dioxygenase activity; iron ion binding. The coding region runs from base 104 to 1786 and encodes 560 amino acids. Gene Ontology annotation, biological process: peptidyl-proline hydroxylation to 4-hydroxy-L-proline. The record is from RefSeq and is a predicted model, not a curated record. NCBI's taxonomy places the organism in Eukaryota, Metazoa, Chordata, Actinopteri, Characiformes, Acestrorhamphidae.
GGGGCAACCCCAGAGCUCUGCAGAUUACGGGUGCGAAGAGGAAAAAGCCUACACGUAGCCAGAGAGCAGAAAUAUCGAUUGUGUUGGGAGGAAAUCCGUAGAGAUGGAGAUGUGGUGUAUGUGGUACGUGUUGCUGAUCGGCUACCUCUGCAAGUGUUCUGCUCACAAUGACUUCUUUACCUCCAUUGGCCAAAUGACUGAUCUGCUGUUUACGGAGAAGGACCUAGUGACAUCCCUAAAAGACUACAUUAAAGCAGAGGAGAGCAAGCUGGAGCUGGUCAAGCAGUGGGCAGAGAAACUAGAUGCCUUGACUGCCACGGCGACGCAGGACCCUGAGGGUUUCCUCGGCCACCCGGUCAACGCCUUCAAACUGAUGAAGAGGCUGAACACAGAGUGGGGCGAGGUGGAAGACCUGGUGCUUAAAGACAUGUCUGACGGUUUCAUCUCCAACCUGACCAUCCAGCGGCAGUAUUUCCCUAACGAUGAGGACCAGACUGGAGCGGCCAAAGCCUUGCUUAGGCUUCAGGACACCUACAGGCUGGACACACACACCAUCUCCUCCGGUAACCUGCCAGGUGUAACAUCCGAUUUGCCUUAUAAGAGUACUCUAACAGUGGACGACUGUUUUGAGCUGGGGAAGAUUGCAUACUCGGACGCGGAUUAUUACCACACAGAGCUGUGGAUGGGGCAGGCUCUCAGACAGCUGGACAAAGGAGAGGAAUCCAGCAUUGAUUCUGUGACUGUUCUGGACUACCUCAGCUACUCUGUCUACCAGCAAGGAGAACUAGAGAAAGCCUUGGAGCACACCAAGAGACUGCUGACACUGGACUCAGAACAUCAGAGAGCCAACGGCAACCUAAAGUACUUCGAGUACCAGCUGGCCAAGCAGAGGAAGGCAGAGAAGGAGCAGAAAGGAACCACUGAGGAGAGAACGAAGAGAGACACGGAGAAAAAUAGCUUCCUUCCUGAGAAGAGGAAGUACGAGAAGCUUUGCAGAGGGGAAGGACUCAGGCUGACGCCACGUAGACAGAGUCGACUCUUCUGCCGUUUCCAUGACAACAACAGACACCCGUACUAUAUACUCGGACCCGUGAAACAGGAGGACGAGUGGGACCGGCCGCGCAUCGUCCGUUACCACAACAUCAUCAGCGAUAAAGAGAUGGAGAAGGUGAAGGAGCUGUCCAAGCCCAGGCUGCGUCGAGCCACCAUCUCCAACCCCAUCACUGGUGUGCUGGAAACUGCCCACUAUCGCAUCAGCAAAAGACGAGCCACUGUGCAUGAUCCUCAAACAGGGAAACUCGUCACAGCCCAGUACAGAGUCUCCAAGAGUGCCUGGUUAGCAGCCUAUGAGCAUCCGGUAGUGGACCGCAUUAAUCAGAGAAUCCAGGACAUCACAGGCCUCGAUGUCACCACAGCAGAGGAGCUACAGGUUGCUAAUUAUGGAGUAGGAGGCCAGUACGAACCACACUUUGACUUUGGACGGAAAGAUGAGCCAGAUGCCUUUAAAGAGCUCGGCACGGGAAAUCGCAUUGCCACCUGGCUCUUCUAUAUGAGUGAUGUGGCAGCAGGGGGCGCCACAGUCUUUCCUGAAGUAGGAGCAGCAGUAAAGCCAAUGAAGGGCACAGCAGUGUUCUGGUAUAAUCUGUUCCCCAGUGGAGAAGGAGAUUACAGUACAAGACAUGCAGCCUGUCCAGUACUGGUGGGCAACAAGUGGGUUUCAAAUAAAUGGAUCCAUGAGAGAGGCCAGGAGUUCAGAAGACGCUGCAGUCUGCUCCAGUCAGACUGACCCCAACCUCUUGGUCCCUACCUCCCCCUGGUUCGCCCGUGAUUCUGUGGACUAUGAGCUGCGAGACGUUCCUGAUGGACCCACCGCCCCACACUCCUUGAAGUCAUGACCAUCUGCAGCGUUUGCCUUCAGCAGUUAACUCAUGUCUGCCUUGUUUUAUUUUUUUAUUUCUGAUGAAUUUGUGUCUUCAUGAUUUGUGUUGAUACCAUUAGUGCCUUUUCUCAUUGCAUCCAGCCCCCCAGACUCCCCCCAAUUUUACAACACUCCACACUGCACAGGUCUGCAUUAAAGGAAGACCUGAGUAUGUUUGAACCUAAUCUGUAUCUGCACGUCUGAAGUCUACAGCUGAUUGGCUUAGAGGGUAAAUUUAACCACUGAUUUGUUCUGUGCUUCUAUUCACUUAUAAUAAAAGCAUGUGGGCAGUUGCUGAAUUUUGGUGUAAAUGUAUGUAAUUAGCUUUUUUCAUGAGUCGGUGUGCUUUCUCAAGCUCUACCUGAUCGCCAAGGAAACCAGAAAGCUUUAGAAAGAAAUUAAAUGUUCAACAGUUUUUGCACUGUAUACUUUGUGUUAUAUGUAUGUGUAAAUAUUUAUUCAUAAAUGUCAGCAACUGCCCAGAAGGUUUUUAUUGUAAGAGAGUUAAGAAUGAGAUGGAUUAUUGUCCUUUCAUAAAUACAGGUAAAUAUGUUUUAGCAAAGCAAUGUUCACACAGCAAGAAAAUGUGCCAAAGACGAUUUUCUCAUCAACUUAUUUGUACAUUUCAUCUUUUUUUUAUUUUUCCUUGAUGCUGCUGCAGCAUCUUCAUCUCAUAGCAUUCAGCCAUUGCUUUAGAAUAAACAGGGUGGUUGCGAUGUGUGCCUUCUAAUUAUGUUUAAACACACAAAUAUCCCGUCACUGAAACACUCCCUCACUGCUACCAUAUAUUUGCCCUUCUUCUUUCUUUUUUAAUUUGGCUGUUCAGACACAAAUCAGAUACUGAUCAGGUAUUUGUAUUUAAAUUGAUUGUGAAUCUGAAAAAUCUGAAUUUAAAUUUUCAGAUUUAAUGUGGUAUUCAGCGUUCACACUGCCACACAAAUAGAGAUAUAACGGUUUGGGCCAUUUAUAACGGUUUUCAAUUGUCUGACCAUUUAAGGUUAAAUCCGAAAAUAGAAAAUUGAGGGUAAAACCCUAUUUAUUAUUUAAUUCUUACCAUUUGUGUAUUAUAUUUUAUAGUUUUUUUUUUAAUUCUGCAUGAAUCUUCUCUCAAUUUUCUGAUUUUUCCGUCUUGUUACAAAAGUAAGUUGCAUUUUACAAUCAGAUUUUUGUUACAAGAUACAAAAAUGGAAAAAAAAAACAUUAAGAUUCUUUUUCUUUACAAAAAAAAAUGGAAAAUUAAAUAACACAAUUUCAUACCCAAAUUUCUAUGUUCAAAUUUAGCCUUAAACGGUCAGAAAAACGAACCUAUAAACGUUACACUGACCCAGUUUUACUUGCUGUGUGAAUACAGCCAAGCUCUCAGUUUUGUUAGUUGUAUUACACCAGUAUAAUAUAGAUGCAGCAGAUAGAGUUUAGGUUGACUCACACUUGAAAACUGGAAUAUUCCUUUAAUAUUGGUGCAGAUUUGCAGGGGGCUGGUCUCGCACCUUAAAAAUCAGACAAAUCUGAAGCCAAGAACAAAGAGACAGAGCUCACAAAGAACUGAGAAGCCUGCAGAUACUAAAGCCAGAAUGCUAAAACAGCUUAUAAGAACUAAGAACUAGAUUUAGUAAUGCCCUUAUAGAAUUGUAUUGGUUAAAUUAUUUUACACAGUUGUGGUAAAAUCAUAUAUUAGAAAGAUUGUAACAGGAAUUUAUUGACUUUUCAAAGUUUCAUCAUAUACUGGCAUGCCAUAUGUCACAGAAUAGGAACUGGUAUCAUGUCCCAUGACUUUUGCCAUGUUUCAUGGACAGCAUGCCAGGCUUCCUACACCUAAUAUGAAUGUCACUUCUUCCAGAUUUGCUUGUCAGUGUUGCUUGUUUGCAUGGACAAUUUCGGCCUGAGCCACUGGUCACAACCAUUACAAUCAAUCACUGUGCUGUCCACUGUGGGGUGUAAUUCCUUUUAUGUCCAUCCAUCUGGCACCCACUUUCUGGCCUCACUUAAAUUCCAAUAAUUCAUGUUGCUUUGGCAUGAGCACAUUGGCCAGUCUUUAACCUUACUCACAAGAUAACUCCUCAUAACUUACACAUACACAUAUAUGGACACUCCCAAACUGUCUCUAUAACACUUUAUUUAUGAUCCAUUUGACAAACGUUCGUUUGUCAUUGUAGCCUGUUAUCUUUGGGGACUGUUUUUUUGCCAUACAGCACCUUCCACAUAUCCCUCCACCAUGAACAGAUUUUAGAGGCCCAGUCUUCCACCAAACCCACUCUGAAUUACUUAGUAAUAAUUUCUCCUAGUCAUGUGACUAAGAAAUAAUACGCUCGAGAUUUGUGCUAUAAUGUAUAAUAUUGACACAGCUGUGCUGUGGUUGCGGCCUUGUGCCAUAGAUUAGCACAGCAGUGCAAAUAUUACACAAUAUAGCAUGAAUCUCGUGCUAAUCGCUAGUGUAGUAUAGUGAUUAUACCACAGCUCCUUUAUCACUGUUUAUUGAGAAAAAAUGAUUUAAAGAGGAUAAGAAAAUAUGAUCUGUUUGGUUAUAAACGCUCUGCGAGUUAAAAUAGUUCCAUUGCUGCUCUGUUUGUAGCUGCGCUGUUUUGCUGGUAAGCGUUGCAUCGUUACUAGGUCACCUGUAUGUGGCGUAGUAAUACAUGGAGAGCUUCGGUAACAGUGCAUUACUGGCUGAUAAUGGCACCUAUAGAACGCCUCUCAGCCAAUCACAUUGCAGGGUCGGAACUAACUGUGGUAUAAUAAUGAUUAUAUAAUAAAAUUUGAUUUAGAGUGAUUUGGAAAGAUGGUAAAAUUGCCCUUUAAGCUAAAAAUCAAGCCGUCAGCUAGUUAUGAUUAUCCAGACUAUGGUCCUUUUGUUUCUCUUCAUACAUUAUUAACCUCUCUAUAUGGGUGGUGGGUCAUUCUCAGGGGUGCAAUGAUACUGGCACAUCAGUGCUGCUGGAGUUUUUAAACACUAUGUCCACGCACUGUUCACUUUAUUACCUGUAACACUUUAAAUACCUAGCUGCUCCACCAUGUAGAUGUAAAGUAGAGACAGAAGCUUCUUUGUUGUUGCACAUUGUGUUUGUCAUCAUAGGUAUUUUAUGACGGCCUAUAGGAUGCUUUUGACUGGAUACAUCUGGUUGAAGGAUGAUUCUCAGUCCAGCAGUGACACUGAGGUGUUCAAAAAGUCCAGCAGUAUAGUCCAGUCCUGCUGAGAAUGACCUGGCAUCCAAAUAACAGCUACACUCUGGUGGUUUUAUUGGGGCCUAACCUUUAAAGAACAGGGAUAAAGGAGGAUAAUUAAGUAUGCAGAAAAACAGAAGGACUACAGUCUGUAAUUAUAGAACUACAAAAGCCCCUUAAUGAUCAGUGCAGCUGAUAAACCGAAGAGUGAGCUUAUAAACAAGAAGGGGGUUAUGUCAUUCUGAUAUGACUGUGCAUAUCUGUGUGGCUAGAGCUACAGUACAUACUGUCAUUAUCCCAAAAGCUGACUGUGCAUUUGAAGCUUAGCCACACACACACACACACUCUCUCUCACUCUUGCAGUGUCACACUAACCCCUCUCCCUCCACCAGUCGGACACUCCCUCACUCUCUCUGAUGCCAGGUUGGCGCUCAAGAGCCGAUUUACGUUCUGAGGUCAUUCACACAGGGACAAACAGACAGAUGGUUGACAUUUAUAGCCAUGGGUACACACUGGAGCCUUUUUUCCCCUCAAUGUGGCACAAAAACAAAUAAAAGCUUCAUCUGCUUUACAGCUACGCAAUCUGACCGCUUUUAGUCUUCAGCUUGUUCAUCUGAUUUCACCAUUAAAACUCCAUUAAAACAAUGUGCAAGAGUUUAACAGCAAAGAGACAAAUGUUUGAAUGAAUGCCAAGUCUCCUAAAAGUAAUGCUCAAAAGGUCCACCAUUAUUAUUAUUAUUAUUAUUUAAGUUUUUCCUAUUCAGUGUUUGAAAAAUGUUGGUUUAUUUUAAAGAAACUUACUGAUUCAUAUUUUGUUUUUUAGUGGUGGUGAAUAGAACCAGACAUGGAUUGCCAUUUUAUUUACUGUACAAACCCACUAGGGACUUUUUAAAGGCUCCUCAGUUUUAUAUUGAGAAUAGCAAAAUAGUUGCAUAUCUGAACAAUUAUGGCUUCUUUUGGGGACUAUUUUUUUUGCCACAUUUGUUGUACUUAAAGGAGAACUCUGGUGUGAAAUGGACUUUGGGUGUAUUAAAACCUGAUAAAAAGCUGAGUACUUACUGUACCUUUGUUAAACAGCCCUCCUCCGCUCUCCUGCAGCUUUCUGAGAUCCAGUAUGUGCAAUUUGCCCAACAGGCUUUUAGACUGGGUUUUACGGGGCAUAUUUUGCCCCUGUAGAUAAAUUGCCUUUUUCACCAUCAUUCAGGCUCAAAGUAGUGCCACACCUCAUUGGUAGAAUCCGGAGUACCCUGACAUUUAAAACGAGGCAUUUAGAACUUUAAAACUACUCAAGAAGUUUAUUAAAACCACUGUUUACAUCUCAUAGCGUAGGUAAAUCUCCAGGCACCGCCAUCUUAAAUUUAAAUCGUAAUAAGUCAACCGUCGGACACGAAUAGUAAAACUCAUGUAAUGUAAUGUUCAUGUAAUUUGUUGUUGGUUCUUUGCACUCUAAUAUCGACAGUAACCAGAUAUUUUCAGCAACAGCUGGAAUUCAUGCAUUUCCAAGAAAUUAAUUUUGCAAUCUGCCCAACUAUCCUACCUAUGCAUUCAUACUUAUUGUGACUUAAAUUUAAGAUGGCGGCACUUAACAGUGGAUUUUAAUAAACUUCUUGUGCAGUUUUAAAGUUCUAAAUGUCUCUCAAAGCUACUUUGAGUCUGGAUAACAGUGCAAAAAAUUAUUUUUCUGCAGGCGCAAGAAUAUGGCCCAUAUCACCCAGUCUAAAAGUCUAAAAACCUGUUUGGGCAAAGUGCACAAAAUACUGGAUCUCAGAAAGCUGUGUGAGAACAGAGAUGGGCUAUUCAACAAAGGUAAUUAAUUUUUAUCACAUUUUAAUACACCCAAAGUCCAUUUCACACCAGAGUUCUCCUUUAAAGUACAUUUUUAUCCUUUUUUAAACCACUAUAAACACUUCACACUCUUCACAAUCCGUUACACUUAGCAUUCGACCAACGCACACAACAUACAUACACACCUUUGAGAAGUGGCAGCCAAACACGCACAACAUAGUCUCAACUGGAAAUGACCACACCAACCCAUGACAGAGUGCCAGUCCAUGUCUGGGUGUAUAGACAUACGUACAUUCACACAUUCCAGGGUAGUUUUUAGAGUAACCAAUUAAAGAGAGGAAACCCACAAAGACAGAGGGGGAACAGGGAAACUCCACCCACUUGAACCCGAGACCCCAGUACUGAGAGGCAAACAUGCCAAUGACCAAGCCCCUAGAGUAAAUCUGUGUCUCCAGCAUCAGGCAUUAAUGCCCCAACUUUCUGUGACGUAGCUUUUAAAGGCAUUAAACUCUUAAGAAAUCCUUUGACCGUUCACCACCACUGCAAACAAUACACCACAAACCACUCUAAAUUACUCUGUUCCCAUUGUUAACCAUUUAAUUUAGUGGCAUUCAAAACCCUUUAAAGGCUAUGGUUUUCACUUCAUGCUGUGACAACAGUCAAACCAGCCUCUUAGCAAGCCUUAUUAAAGCUCCUGUUAUCUUAUCUGAUCCGAUUAUGUAUCUGCAGGUGGAAGCUUCUAUUUAUAUCUCCCAACAUGCAGUUCAUUAAGAGUUCUGCCUCAGAAAGAGUAUUUCAGGAAUGUGUGAAGAUAUGUUUUCUACCAAAAAUAAAACAAUGUUUUAGCUGUU